This is a messenger RNA of Nyctereutes procyonoides (raccoon dog), 2195 nucleotides long. RefSeq names its product complement C8 alpha chain (gene C8A). The transcript has 11 exons. The coding region runs from base 74 to 1843 and encodes 589 amino acids. Gene Ontology annotation, biological process: immune response. Gene Ontology annotation, cellular component: membrane attack complex. The record is from RefSeq and is a predicted model, not a curated record. Gene Ontology annotation, molecular function: protein binding. NCBI's taxonomy places the organism in Eukaryota, Metazoa, Chordata, Mammalia, Carnivora, Canidae.
CCAGCCUGAAGACAUCUUUAACUCCAACUCUCUGAAUAAUUUUAUUCAUUCUAAAUAAUAUAGGGUAGGUGACAUGUUUGCUGCUGCCUUUUUCAUCUUAUCUUUGAUGAUUUGUCAGCCUGGGGUAACCAUUCAGGAGAAGGUGAACCGGAGAGUGAGUCGGGCUGUUCAGAGUGCCCCCAUCACAGCAGUUCCCUGCCAACUGAGCAACUGGUCAGAGUGGACAGAUUGCUUUCCAUGUCAGGACAAAAAGUACCGAUACCGGAGCCUCCUGCAACCAGACAAGUUUGGGGGAACCAUCUGCAGUGGUGAUGUCUGGGAUCAAGCCAGCUGUCACAGUCCCACAGCUUGUCUACACCAAGCACAGUGUGGACAGGAUUUCCAGUGUAAGGAGACAGGUCGCUGCCUGAAACGCCACCUUGUGUGUAAUGGAGAUAAGGAUUGCUUUGAUGGCUCUGAUGAGGAUGACUGUGAAGAUGUCAGGGUGGCUGAAAAUGACUGCAGCCAGUAUGAACCCAUUCCAGGCUCAGAGAGUGCGGCCUUGGGAUACAAUAUCCUGACCCAGAAAGAAGCUCAGCAUGUGUAUGACCCCAGGUAUUAUGGGGGCCAGUGUGAGACAGUAUACAAUGGGGAAUGGAGGGAGAUUCGAUAUGACCCCACCUGUGAGCGUCUCUACUAUGGAGAGGAUGAGAAGUACUUCCGGAAACCCUACAACUUCCUCAAGUACCACUUUGAGGCGCUGGCAGAUACUAGAUUCUCUUCAGAGUUAUAUGAUGAUGCACAUGACCUUCUUUCUAAAGUAAAAAAUAACAACUUUGUGUCGACCGGAGUGACUGUGGGUGUGAGCUUCACAGACAGCUCUGUAAAGGUGGAUGUGGGUGUAUCCAGUUCACAAAACUCUUCAUCCUUGGAUGAGUUAAAGAAGUAUAAUAAGAAGAAAUAUAGCUUCCUCAGAGUUUUCACAAAGGUGCAGACUGCUCAUUUUAAGAUGAGGAGAGAUAAUAUUGUGCUGGAUGAAGGCAUGCUGCAGUCAUUAAUGGAACUUCCGGAGCAGUACAAUUAUGGCAUGUAUGCCAAGUUCAUCAAUGACUAUGGCACUCACUACAUAACGUCUGGAUCAAUGGGCGGCAUUUAUGAACAUAUCCUGGUGCUUGACAAAGAAGAAAUGGAAUCACAACAUAUUACCAGCAGAGAUAUCGAGAAGUGCUUUGGAAUUUCUGUGGGCAUUGAAUAUGACUAUGCAAACUGGAUGAAAAUUGGAGGAAGUUUAGAAGGAAAAGGUUGUGAAAAUAUUGGAGGUGGCGAUUCUAAAGGCCACAGGCUGACCGCAGCUGUGGAAGACAUCAUUUCUCUGGUGCGAGGUGGCAGUUCUGGCUGGGGUGCUGGCUUGACUGGAAAGAGGAGCACCAUUACAUACCGUUCCUGGGGGAGGUCAUUAAAGUAUAAUCCUGUUGUUAUUGAUUUUGAGAUGCAGCCCAUCCAUGAGGUGCUACGACAUACAACCCUGGGGCCCCUGGAGACCAAACGCCAGAACCUGCACCGGGCCUUGGACCAGUACCUGAUGGAAUUCAAUGCCUGCCGCUGCGGGCCCUGCUUCAACAAUGGGAAGCCCAUCCUUGAGGGCACCAGCUGCAAGUGUCAGUGCCCGCUGGGUCGCAAGGGCCUUGCCUGUGAGCAAAUGGAGCAAAAGGGAGCCAAGGCCGAUGGUCACUGGAGCUGCUGGAGCUCCUGGUCGGCUUGCAGAGCAGGCACCCAGGAGAGGAAGAGAGAGUGCAACAACCCCGCACCCCAGAAUGGAGGUGCCUCGUGUCCAGGGUGGAAAGCGCAGACCCAGGCUUGCUGAUGGCCCCUGGGCACAGAUGCUGUGGAUGUCACUGGAUAACGACUUCUUUCAGCUGAGGGAAAAUUGAAUCAACAUGGAUUUCUUUGUCCUGCCAACUGCCAGGCCCAGGACCAGCCGUCUACAACCAACUGCCCUAUGACUCUAGUCGAUCAACAACUGGGUGCUGGACGUUAACUAGGGGCUCAGUCCUGCUCACAGCACUUUGGAGCACCCCCCCCCAAAAAAAAUCCCAAACCAAGAGAGAGAUCUCAAUCCAUGCCAUAGAGGGAUUUAUAGGAUGUUAGAGGUCUGAGGCCAGCAGAUGUAGCUGAAACAAUCGAUGGCAAAUAAAACAAAGUAUGAUGAGAAUGAU